GUGGUUCAUGGAAUGGUUACUUCGCAAGCUUGGCAACAUUUGUUCGUCAGCCCUGGUUUUCGUAAAAAACAAAUGUUUCCCUAAAUUAUUCCUUUAUGUUGAACAGAAUGUCUGUUACAUUUACUGUGAGAGAAAAUCCACACUGUCUAGUAUGCAGUUCAAGGGUAGGAUAUUCUACACGAAAUUCGGUUCAGAUAUUCAACAAAGACAGUUUAACAUGUAGAGAACGGCCUCUAAAGGAUGUUAUAUCAUAUAUUUUGAAUAUGGAUAUAAAAGAAGAUACAGUUCAUUCAUUAUUAAUAUGUAAGAAAUGCUUUAAACUAAUUGAUGAAUUAGAAGAACUGGAACAGAGACUGGCAGAUAUAAAAUCUGAUUUGAUAGAUAAUUACAAGAAAUCACUACAGGAGACUAAAUGUGAAGUAGAUAUAUCUAAUAAAAAAGAAAAUGAGUCAGUACACUUACCUAAGACUAUAUUAGAUAUUCCUUCUUCUGAUGAUGAUACACAGGGAACAGUUGGAAAAAUGGACACUCUGACAGAUAUUGAAAUGGAAUUAGAGAAAAUACACGGAGAAGAUUCAAGUGUUAAAAUGCAAAAUGUUACAUCUCAACAAAAAAAUUUUCAUAAUUAUCAGAACAUAAAUAUUGUUAAUUCAGGCACUAUAAAUAAUUCAGAAUCAAACUUGGAAGCAAGUGAAAGUUCCAAAAAUUUAAUCAUUAUUUCUAAUGAAAAAGUUUUGGAAAGAAAGGCAGGCAGUGCUCAAAUUAAGGUGGAACCUGAUACAGAAGAAGCUAGUGAAAAACCAUUAAUACUGAAAAAGCGGGAUGCUGAGAAAAUUAAAAAAAUUAAAGAAGAGGCCCCAGUCUCAGUCGUGUCUCGAGAAGGUGAUCUGUACACAUGUUUGUUAUGUGAUGGUGAACAAACUGUUUGUGGUGCUGCCAAAGCCAUAAUACAGCAUGUGAGAAGCACUCACGAUUCGCGACUUUACAUAUGUGAUGUCUGUGGCCAGGACUUCAGAAAACGUAACGAAUUAUCCCUGCAUUUGGACGAACAUGUUGCCACUGAAGAGGGCGAUUUCCAGUGUGAAAUUUGCAACAGGAUUUUCAGCAACUUGCGCUUAUUUAGAAUCCACAGACGUAUGCAUUAUCCGCAGAAUAAAGCAUGGACGUGUGAUAUUUGUGGAAAAAGAUACAGUUCAAAAAAUCUUCUUGAGGAACAUAUUAAUACACACACUGGAAACAGACCAUAUAUUUGUUCGCUUUGUGGUAAAGAUUUUGCAUCUAAAUAUACAUUCAAAGCGCACGAGAAGACUCACGAGGUCAGACCUCGACCGUUCCAAUGUCAGCAGUGCAAUAAGUCUUUCUUGAGUCAGCAGAAUUUGACACAACAUGAGCGCACUCAUUCUGGCGUUAAAGAAUUUGCCUGCCAUAUUUGUGGUAAACAGUUUGGCUCUGCUCAUAAUUUGGAGGUGCAUUCGAUCGUCCACACUGGUUAUAAACCUUUUAUUUGUGGUCUUUGUGGCAAAGCAUUUGCGAGAAAGGCGGAAAUACGCGACCACGAACGCACCCACACUGGCGAACGUCCGUAUCAAUGCGAAUUUUGUGGUGCCACCUUUAGCCAACGAUCGAAUUUACAGUCGCAUAAAAGAGCCACCCAUUACGACGACAAACGGUAUAAAUGUCAAGAAUGUGGCAAAGGAUUUAAAAGGAGGCGUUUGUUGGAUUAUCACACGAAAGCGGCACACACAGGCGAGCGUCCUUUCAAAUGUAAUGUUUGCGGUGCUACUUUCGUUUAUCCUGAACAUUUUAAAAAACAUCGUCGCAUUCAUACGGGGGAGAAGCCUUUCUUGUGCGAAGUAUGCGGUAAAGCAUUUAACAGUCGCGACAAUCGUAAUGCUCAUCGGUUUGUACAUUCGGACAAGAAGCCGUAUGAGUGUUUGGUAUGUGGCGCGGGAUUUAUGCGCAAACCUCUUCUUUACCAACAUAUGCAGUCCCAAGGUCAUCUGAACGAUACUAUCGUUGUCAAUCAGCCCCGACUUACCACCGACGACGACCAAAUUAUCACGGUGAAUGCCGAUGGUGAAAUGGAAAUUGUGGAUGGUGAACAUAUUAGCAGUUUGCAAGCUUUGGAGGGAAUUGAAGAAGAGGGAAAUGAAGAUACGAAACUGUUCAUCACAGAACAUGUUCUAAUAGAAGGUGGUGAUGUUUUCGGUAACUCGAAAGGUACUCUCGUAGUAAGCGAUCAGGUCGACGAAGACAAUAUGGAAGAGUCAGAGACCGUGGGACAUAUAAUUAUAAACGGACAGCAAAUUCAGUUCACGAAUGAUGGCGACGAAGAGGAGACAGGCGAUGGAGAAGAUAACUCGGAUAGUCAUCAAGUGUUAGGACCCGAAGAAUAUCAAGAAAUAACAGAGGAUAUGUUUAGUAGCAGUCGCAGUCAAAUAAUUCAAACGUCCAGUGGUCCAGUGCAGUUAGUGAAGGUUCGAAUUCCUAACGAAAGUGGCGAAGAGGAAGAAGCUUGGAUUAAAAUAGUGAAUUAAUAAAUUAUCUUUGCAAUCACCGUAGUUAUAUUAGCUUAUUUAUACUUCUUGUAUUAUAUUUAUAUUUAAUUUGACUCUGUAGUACUAUUAAAUUAAUUCAUUGUUUUAUAAUUAUUUAAAAAUGUACAUAGCUCAUAAUAAA
Agrilus planipennis (emerald ash borer) is the source of this 2679-nucleotide messenger RNA. Its product is annotated as endothelial zinc finger protein induced by tumor necrosis factor alpha. The record is from RefSeq and is a predicted model, not a curated record. The transcript has 10 exons. Bases 96 to 2537 code for a protein of 813 amino acids. NCBI's taxonomy places the organism in Eukaryota, Metazoa, Arthropoda, Insecta, Coleoptera, Buprestidae.